Molecule: messenger RNA, 8778 nt
Organism: Fukomys damarensis (Damara mole-rat)
Lineage: Eukaryota; Metazoa; Chordata; Mammalia; Rodentia; Bathyergidae
Gene: Tas1r2
Product: taste 1 receptor member 2
Exons: 7
Coding region: 5442-7856 (804 amino acids)
Biological process (GO): sensory perception of sweet taste; G protein-coupled receptor signaling pathway
Cellular component (GO): sweet taste receptor complex; membrane
Molecular function (GO): sweet taste receptor activity; G protein-coupled receptor activity
Source: RefSeq, a predicted model, not a curated record
GGUUGUGAUUUUGGAAAUUUGGGUCACCUCUGCUCUGUUGGGCUAACCCUUAUCCGCCUCCAGAGAUGUCUGUUCCCAGAGCCACGUAGGGCCUAGAUUCCCUUGCAGGGACUCAGCUCAGCCCUGAGGGAGUGCUGGUCCCACAGAGCUGGCGUGGCCACACUCAAGUGCCCCUUUCACAGCACAGCACACAGUCUGGCGUGGGCCCAGUGCCACGUUGGCCGGAAGUGGGCUGUUUCUUUCCGAGCUCUGCGUCAUUUCCCGUGGUGGGCUGGGUGGGAGGCACAGGCUGGAGGUUUUCCUACUGAUUCUGUCUACACUGUGAGGUAGCAGGGGGGCACUCCCAGCGCCACCAAUAAAAUGCCUGUUACCUUUCAAAGCAGUGGUCUUUCUGAUGGGGGUCAUGGGGGUGGCUGACUUUUCCUUCGAGUCUGAUAGCGCCGCAGUGUGUUGUCAGGUGGCGGACGCCGUGCCCUCAAAGUGACAGGAGGAAGGGUGGCAUCUGGAGUACAUGCUGGAGGUGGCCGCAGCCAGACCUCCUGGGUUCAAAUCAUGCCUCACCACUUCCGAGCCAGGUGAUUUCCAAAAAGUUCUGUCAUCUCCGUGAACUUUUGUCCAUAAAACGGGGCUAAUUCCCUCUCCUGCACGUGCACACAGGUUAUCGGGAGAAUCGGCUUAUUCUAUAGGUUGUUAGAACAGUGCCAGCCGGAUAAUGAUCAAAAAUGUCACCCGUUUAGCCAUCAUCAUAACCACCGCCGUACGGUGCCGUGGGGGUUUUAUGUGUCACUUUGGCUGGGCCACAGGACUCAGAUACGUGGCCAGACAUUCCAGAUGUUUCCGUGAAGGUGUCUUUUAGACGAGUGGAUUUUAACAAGGAAAAUAAAGGGGCAGGUGGGGAGGGGAGGCUUCACUGUGGCACAGCCCCCGUCCUGGCUCACUCACUCCUAGCUGCCACUGCUCGGUUCCAGAAGCAGCUGGACUCCGGUCAGGGAGUUCACAGGUGGCUGUGCCCAGGGACAAAGGGCAGUGCCUUGAGUGCCCCCGCUGGAGCUCACAGCAGGGAAGGGUGGCAUUUUAUACCCAAGGGAUAAUGUGGGCUCUGUCCAUGUUUUUGAGCAAAUAGUCAAACUUGCUCAAGGUCACACUGAGAUGGAGGCAGAGCUGGCUGAUUCCUGGCUAUGUCCUUGUCUAGCCAGUGUCACCGUGGCUGAUGGAGGUCAGAGAGGCAGGAUUAGCACAGGGUCACAGCUUGCUGCUUUUAAGAAGGUGGGUCUGAACCCCCUGUCCUCCAAGCUCCUCUGCCACUGUCAUUUUACCCUCACCUGGCCCCUCUGCCUCCUUUUGAACUAGGGCAAGACCCCUCGGCCUAGGCCCACCCCCCAGACUCGGGGUUGGUGUUUCUCAGGCACAGUACCUGUCCCUGCUCAGGUGCCUGAGGCCUCUUUGCAUGGCCAGCACACUUAAGUCCCCAUGUCUGCGGUCACCCAAAGAGCCCCUUCAUUUACCUGCGGUGGCCAGGGGCCUAGCCACAGGCAUGGGCUCAGAGCAUGAGCCAUUUGACUGAGGCCGGAUGUCCCUGCCACCGCCAUCCUACGGGUUGCCAGCCAAGCAUGCACUAAGGAAAUAAGAGGCCACCUGUGCCAGCUGCUGGUCACCAGGCCCAUCCAGAGUCCUAGGGGAUGGCAGGCAGGGUGCGGCCAGCCCUCCUGGAAUCCCAUCUCUAUUUUCAUUAAAUCCCCUUCCUCGCCCCAUCGUUGUAACCACUAUGCAUUCUGCUUAGAGACUAGGCUUGCCUGGACCAGGCUCUGUGCCUGGACCAGAGCUGAGUGCUUUAGCUCCCUCAUCCUCAUGGCGGUGCUGUACAGUGUCCUGUUGCUCCCAUUUAACAGAUGGAGAAACUGAGGCAAGACAGGUUAGUGAGUACACUAGUAGGAAAAUGACCAGCCCCAUCUCCAGCUGCCCCAGGCCAUUGGCACCGCCACCAAACAGCUGCAGGGCCAGCCUGGGACUAGAAUCCCUGCCCUGACCCCUCUUUGCUGUUCCUUGACCUCCCAGCUUCAGUGUUGACAUUUCUUGGGGAGCUCAGUUCAAACAAAAUAUUUUAAAACGGCCUCCCUAGUGCCCAUCAUCCGAGCUCCCUCUGGCCAACUUGGGGGCCACCUGGUUCCCAGCCCUCCCUGGGAGGCACCGCUUGCCCGUCUUCUGCACCCCAAGUCAGACGAGUCUGGGUCUGCAGCCACCCAGGUCCAUCUGGGGGCAGAGAAGCCAGCAGGCAGAGACAGCAGAGCAGGGGGUGCAGCUGCCAGGCCCUGCCCAGGCUGAAGUCCCAUCCACCCACAGGGCCCAUGGAGGAAGGCAGCCCAGGGCAGCCCUGUUCCUUUCCCCAAGCAGACGCCCAGGCAAAUGGGCAGCCCCUUGACCUCACCGAGUGCUUUGCAUAAAUCUGUCCUGGCUCACUGUCAUCUUGGAACCAGUGGGCACACAGGUGUGAGGUUGGGCCGCGGGUGACAGCUGUGUUAGCCCACCUGGGGCCAUGUGCCACGCGUGGGACACUAAGGACCGUCACGGUGACACAGUGCUCAGCUGUUUGUCUUCUGGGUGGCCAGUAGGAGGACUCUGGAUGGUGUCCCAGCAUAGACUGGACAAGCUCCAAGGUUUAUGGCAGGUGGAGCCUGGUGACAGCUCGUGUGUUGUGGGUGUGGCACGCAGGGCUUCCUCAGGAUUGCAGCAGGGGCCUUGCUGGAAGUGCUAAGCACUGAGUUCAUUUGACAAAGAGGGAGACUGAGGCCGUGAAAAUGGAAGUGACUCCCCCAUGGGCUGCCCGCCCUUGGGCCGAGCUGGACUGGAAGCCUGGGUCGGGCUGCCUGUCUGCCCCCUCACUUUGCCGAGAGGCCGUCCCAACAUAAUCCUGCUUGACUUUAUGAGAGUGGAGGGGAAACCAAGCUGCUUUUCUGGACUUUGGGUGACUGCCCACUGCACGAAUGGCUUUCCGUGCUGUUCUGGUUCUCCAGCCCCUCUGCACACCCUGAGCUGGGUGACAUCCAGCCUGGUUAAUCUAGAUGCUCUGUCUCUCCCCAUACCCUUACCUCAUGCCUUGGGUCACCUGGCUUUCCCAGGAGGCUCAGCGUGGCCCAUGGCUGCCCAGCUCUAGCAGCCUCUGCCCCCUCUUCAGAGCCCACAAAGGCAGUUCCUGUGGCUACCCUGGAAACUGUCUUUCCCCAGCACCUUAGCCUUAGGUGGAACCCACAUGGUGAGGGCUGCGGUGCCCCCAGCCCCAUGGUGGGACCUGUGGUGCCACCUCCUGCAGGUGAACACCCUGUGGUCACACAACGUGCAGUUUGGGACUUGGGCAAUCCGUGCUUACCUUCUGUCUUCACCACCAUUAGCUAUGUCACUCGCAAGUCCUUUAAGCUUUCUGAGCCUGUUUCCUCCUCUUUAAACUGGAAGUAACCAUGGCAACUUUGCAGGGGCAUGGUAAACCGGUGAUGUAAGGUACAUGAAAUAUCUAGCCCGAGGCAUGGCCUCUAACACCUGUUGGGGACAUUGCUGUCCGUUGUUACAGCUCCUCAGCCCCUGGGGUGUCUGUCAGGGCAGGGACUGUGUGCUGGAUGCCCCUAGAAUGCCCCCUCAGGAAGAUCCUGCAGGGACCACGGUCCAAAGAGGCCUGCGGGGGCUGUGGUCUGGAGCACACGAGACAGGGUACAGCUGGAUGAGGGCAUCCAGGAAGGGCAGGAUGAAUCGCCGCUGAGGUCUUGAAGGCCAAGCCCAGGGCUCGGACUUGGUCCAGGCCUGGCGGGAGGGAGUUCGAGAAGGGCAGAGUAGAGGAGCAAUAGGCUGGCUUGAAACAGAUGGAGCAGUCCAGGAAGGAGGUAAAGGGAUCUGGGCUUGGGGUGGGGCCUGAAGAGACCAGAGGCAGAGGUGAGUUCGAGGUAGAACUGCAGAGUGGCUUCCCCAUAGUAUAGAUGAGGAAACAGGCCCAGAGAAAAGAGCACCAGGCCAGAACCCACGCCUUCAAAUGUCUCAUGCGGGGCUCUUCCUGGUUUUAUGGGGUCCCCUGCUGGCUUACAUAGGCCUACAGAAGGGCAGGGACACCAAGGUUAACUAGCAAGUGUUGAGUCUUUUCCACUGCCCAAGAAGCCUCUAGUGGUUGCUGUAAAUGUCCAUAGGGGGUCUGCACCCCAAAAAGGGCUGGGGCAAGACGGGUGCUCCCCAUCUCCAGAGCUGAUGAAGGCGUCCGACCCACUGGGGCACGGAGGGUCAGUUGAGUUGGUGCGGAACCGGUGGUAUUCCCGGGGUGGUUCAUCUUGCUACAGGAAGGGCCGAUCGUCCCCCUUCUCCAGGGCUCUCUCACCCUGCCGUUUGCACCAAACCCGGGAGGCUGGAGUCAUGGGCAGAGGGGAGCCUGGGGGUUUCAGGGAUCUCUUUGUCACCUGGAGGCCUCCACCCAUCAGCACCUGCACCCUGGAGCUGGGGACAGGCUGGCAACAGCCACCUUAGCUGGGCUGUGUAUAGCAGGUCCCCUGAGACCUCUGCUUCAUUGCACAUCUGGGUUGGAAAGGGUCAGAGCAGCGUUAGGGAAGUGCAGGUCUCUGAUUCCAGUGGCCCCUCGUCCCUCCAGACCUUGGGCAGACAACUUUAAGAGUCUUCACUUUUCCAUUUUGCAGAUGCCCCUGCCCCCUGGCACCAAGUCAAGGUGAGUCUGUGGCGGGGCUCACACCCCAGAGCUGACAGCCGUUUAGGCCGCCAGGUGGCAGCAGGGAGGCCUCUGUCCCCACGGCCACCCCACACUCUCACUGCUGCCGUUGCUUUACAUGGAAAGACAUGGCCCUGUGGUGUCGGGUGACCUGGCCACCAGACCACAUCCCAGCGGUGCGAGCGGGGCACAUGGCUCGGUUUCUUAACUUCUCAGGGCUUCGGUGUCCCCAUCCUGAAAUGAGGCUUGGCCAGAGUCACAGAUAUUGGGAGCAGUGAGUGACACGGUGGGUGACAAGCCCUCAGCUGAUGCCUGGUUCCUGUUGGCCACACUCUUUGGACACCGAAUGUGCCAGGUGCCACAUGAACGUCACGCCGUGGGCCCCGCGGUUGGCUCCAGAGCUGCGGUCUGCUACCCACUCGGUCUCCUGGAAACACCCGUGUCCUCACUUCUGAAAUGUCGAUUGUCCGGACAGGGAGCCCAUUCCUGACCAAGGGGUACAAGGCUAAGGUGUGGCUGGGCAGCAGAUUGCUCUCUCCCUCCAAACAAGGUUCUGCUCCCAGGCCACCAGGCCCCGUGCUCUCCCAGGAAAGAGCAUGCGGGCUCCUUCCGGAUCCACCUGUCCCAGGUGCCUCCCGUCAGUGGCAGGGCCGUCCCCUAUGUAAAUGCCUAUGCAAAUGCCCUGGUGUCAAAUCACCUGCUCUCCAGGGAGGCAGGCCACCCCCCGACACACUGUCACUUCACAGCCAUGGGGCUCCAGACAAGGAUGCCCUGGGCCCCGUUCCUUCUGCUUCAGGUCCUGGCCGGGAAAGCUGAGAAGGCUGAGAACUUGGACUUUUUCCUGCCUGGCGAUUACCUCCUGGGUGGCCUCUUUACCCUCCACGCCAACCCUCAGGGCGUUUCUCACCUCACCGUCCUGCAGGUUCCCAAGUGCCAGGAGUACGACAUGAAGGUGCUGGGCUAUAGCCUCAUGCAGGCCAUGCGCUUUGCGGUGGAGGAGAUCAAUAACCACAGCAGCCUACUGCCUGGUGUGCAGCUGGGCUAUGAGAUCGUGGACAUCUGCUACCAAACCAAUAAUGUCCAGCCUGUGCUCUACUUCCUGGCCAAGACGGACUACUUCCUGCCCAUCAACAGGGAUUACAGCAACUAUGUGCCUCGUGUGGUGGCUGUCAUUGGCCCUGACAACUCUAAAUCCACCAUAACGGUAGCCAACUUCCUCUCCCUCUUUCUCCUUCCACAGAUCUCCUACAGCGCCGUCAGCGACCAGCUGCGUAACAAGCAGCGCUACCCGGCCAUGCUGCGCACCAUGCCCAGCGCCACCCACCACAUCGAGGCCAUGGUGCAGCUGAUGCUUCACUUCCACUGGAACUGGAUCGCCGUGCUGAUGAGCGACGACGACUACGGCCGCGACAACAGCCAGCUGCUCCGAGACCGCCUGACCCGCAACAACGACAUCUGCAUCGCCUUCCAGGAGGUGCUGCCCACGCCGCAGCCCGAGCAGGUGCUGUUCUGGAACGUCACCGACAUGGUGUGGAUCGCCUCCGAGUCCUGGGCCAUCGACCCGGUCCUGCACAACCUUACCGGCCUGCGGAACACCGGGACCUUCCUCGGCGUCACCAUCCAGGAGGUGCCCAUGCCUGGCUUCAGCGAGUUCCGCGUGCGCCGCCCCAGGACCCCGCCCGCUCAGCCUCCGAACAGGAGCAGCCCGCGGGGCACCUGCAACCAGGAAUGCGACGCCUGCUUGAACAUCACCAGGUCCUUCAACACCAUCCUCACGCUCUCCGGGGAGCGCGUGGCCUACUGCGUGUACUCGGCCGUCUAUGCCGUGGCGCACGCCUUGCACAGCCUCCUGCACUGCGGCCCUCUUUACUGCACCAAGAAAGCCGUCUAUCCUUGGCAGCUGCUGAAAGAGAUUCAGAAGGUCAACUUCCCCCUCCUGGGCAACCAGAUCUUUUUUGACGAGCAAGGGGAUGUGCCCCUGCGCUUGGACAUCGUCCAGUGGCAGUGGUACCAGAGCCAGAACCCUUUCCAGAGCGUCGCCUCCUUUGACCCCGUACGGCAGCAGCUGAAGGUCAUUGGCAACAUCUCCUGGCACACCCACGACAACAGGAUCCCCACAUCCAUGUGCUCCAAAAAGUGCCAGGUGGGACAGAUCAAGAAGAGCGUGGGCAUCCACCCCUGCUGCUUUGAGUGCAACGACUGCCUGCCAGGCACCUUCCUCAACCAGACCGCAGAUGAAUACGAGUGCCAGCCCUGCCCGAGCACCAUGUGGUCCAACAGGAAGGACACCUCCUGCUUCAAGCGGAAGCUGGCCUUUCUCGAGUGGCACGAGGCGCCCACCAUCACUGUGGCCGUGCUGGCUGUCCUGGGCUUCCUCAGCACGUUGGCCGCCCUGGUCAUAUUCUGGAGGCACUUCCAGACGCCCAUGGUCCGCUCGGCCGGGGGCCCCAUGUGCUUCCUGAUGCUGAUGCCUCUGCUUGUGGCCUUUGGGAUGCUGCCCGUGUACGUGGGGCCGCCCACGGUCCUCACCUGUGUCUGCCGCCAGGCUUUCUUCACGCUCUGCUACUCCGUGUGCAUCUCCUGCAUCACCGUGCGCUCCUUCCAGAUCGUGUGCAUCUUCAGGAUCGCCAGCUACCUGCCCCGUGCCUAUGGCUUCUGGGUCCGCUACCACGGGCCCUACGUCUCCGUGGCGGUCAUCACAGCACUCAAGGCGAUGCUCGUGGCAAGCAACAUGAUGACCACCACCAUCAACCCCAUGGGCCACCCCGACCCCGAAGACCCCAACAUCAUGAUCCUCUCCUGCCACCCCAACUAUCGCACUGGGCUGCUGCUGAACUCCAGCAUGGACUUGUUCCUCUCCAUGGUGGGCUUCGUCUUUGCCUACUUGGGCAAGGAGCUGCCCACCAACUACAACGAGGCCAAGUUCAUCACGCUCAGUAUGACCUUCUCCUUUACCUCCUCCAUCUCCCUCUGCACCUUCAUGUCUGUCUACAACGGGGUCCUGGUCACCAUCAUGGACUUCUUGGUCACCGUGCUUAACUUCCUGGCCAUCAGCUUGGGGUACUUCGGCCCCAAGUGCUACAUGAUUCUCUUCUACCCCGAGCGCAACACGGCAGCCUACUUCAACAGCAUGAUCCAGGGCUACACCAUGAGGAAGGACUAGUGCCACCCUCUCGCGCUGGGACGGAGCCCUCGUGCCCAGAGCAGGGUCAGGGCCUCGCACAUUCAACUCUAAAGGAACGGGCACAGGGUGGUCACCCCUGGCGUCCCCACUCGUCCUUCCGUCUGGCAUUCCUCUGAGGUUCUCUGCAGCCACUUUUUACUAAAGUGACGGAUGCCUAAAAAUAGCCACACUCUGUUCUUCUCCCUCGAGGGGUCUCUCUCGCUGGGUGCUGCCGCCCGCUUUGGGAGGAGAUGCGGCCAGGACAGUCUGAUUGAAGAGCCUAUAGUCGCCGCCUGGUGGUCACAGGAGGCACCUGCAGUCCCAGCUCCUCCCCUUCCCGCGUGUGAGCUGGGAGCGCGCCACCAUCUCUCGCUUCUGUGUCUCCUUUCUCCUUCCCAAAGAGCUCGGUCCCAGGCCUCUGUGUUUCCAUGAGUAGGUGGGUAAGCACGGGGACGCUUCUUAAGUGUGAGUGAAUAAACUUGCUUGGGUAAAAUGAAUGACCUUCCUUCUGGCUGUCCGAGUGCCCCGGGAAGGGACGUGCGGGAUCCGAGGAGCCUCCGUCUCCGUCCCAGCACCGCCCUUCCACGCUGCGUGACCUCUGCCAACUGUUUACAGCCCCACGCCUGUACUUCCCUGGCUCUGAAGCGGUCUCCUCACAGGACCGGAGACCGUGUGCUGAAACGCGUACGGUAGGGACUCGGUAGAGGCCAACUGGGAGCCCACGUGCCUGCGACAGCCCCAGCCUGCAGCUGCGGCCUCCUCUGGGAAUCGGCCUUCCCACGACCUGUGUGCCCGCACCGACCCUGGCAGGAACAGCUUCGUAGGCAGCUGGAAGGGCAGGGCUGCCUCCUCCUGGCCUCAGUUUACCCUUUUCGCACUUCCAGGCAGUGGGUGGUGGGCUCUGGCUUGACUCACCUGCUGC